AUGAGCCGGGAGCUCACUAGUGACUUCUUCCUCUCGAGGGCACUUGCAUUCAUGUUGCAUGCACGUGAGACUAAGCCAUACAACACCUCGCCUGCAUCUUCCGACAAAGAUUAUCGCAUGCCUGAUGAGCCCUACAGUUUGUUUGAAGGACUUGCAGGCAAUGUUUGUGCCUGGGCUGAUACAUGCGCGGUGCUUCAAGCCAGGCUGCGCAAGAUCGAUCUUGUUGAGCAGGGUGCAUGGGCUACAUCUGGUUCGUCGCAAGACUCGGCAUUCCAGAAUGCUUUCCAUAGACAAUUGGGCUUUCCAGCCCUGGGUGGAAAUGGCGCACUGGGUCUUUUCUGA
Messenger RNA from Penicillium mononematosum, 342 nucleotides. RefSeq lists its product as uncharacterized. The transcript has a single exon. NCBI's taxonomy places the organism in Eukaryota, Fungi, Ascomycota, Eurotiomycetes, Eurotiales, Aspergillaceae. Gene Ontology annotation, biological process: carbohydrate metabolic process. Bases 1 to 342 code for a protein of 113 amino acids. The record is from RefSeq and is a predicted model, not a curated record.